AUGAUGAUAGAUAGCCCUGAAUAUAUAAUCAGAGAUAGAGCUACAAUAGAUGAUUACUUAUAUGAGCCCACAACAAUUUAUCAAGAAUCAGAUGCAGAAAAAAGAUUUGAUAAUGUUGAUAUUGUUUUCAUUGAUGGUGAUGGAAUUAAUCUACCUUGGCAAAGAAAAAACUUUAAAAUAGGCAUCUUAUUUAAGAUGUGCAAGAGAACAAAUAAAAGCUUGUUUGCAUCAGGCAUGGGGAUGUAAAUGCUUGUUUAUUUUUGUGCAACUAAUUUCGCUGAUCUUUUUGUAAUAAAUGGAUCAGAAAAAGGCACAGCUCUUGAUCAAAUUAAAGAUAUCAAUCCGCAUACUAUAAUUGAUAAUUUGUUAGACAAAUGUGUUAAGCAAGUAUUUCUUGACAACCUUACAGGAGAUUAUUAUCAUUACGAGUAGAGAGAGUCUCAAUGGAAGCCUAUAGGGAACGUCGGCUUGCAUUAUUCUAGAGCAAUGACAACUUAAAAUGGCUAGAUUAGUGGUGAGCUUAUCAAAAAGGUUCUAGUAUAUCAUGAAAAAGGGCUUAAUAGCAAUAAACCAAUUCUAUUUUAUUCAAAACUCUCAGAUAUUAGAUGUGAAAUCAAGAAAUAGUUUAUUUCUCACCCCUAUAUGCAAAACAUCCCACAAAAAUUUGUAGUUGAAAAUAGAAACAGCUGGGAUCCACAUCCUGUAAACAUAACUAACUUAGACGAAGUUGAAGGAAACUACGAGAUAAUAGCUGAGAGUGACAGAGGUCCUUAAGUGGCGAUUCACAAAAAUACUUUGGCUGUUUAAUUUUAAAUUGAGAAAAAAUAUCCUGAGUCAGUGUAAAUACUCAAUAAUUUUGUCUCAAUCAAACUUUCAAUGAUUUAAAGUAAUGGAAAAAUAGAUCAAACCUUAGCAAAAGCCAUCUAGAGAAUAUAAAGUUUAAAAAGGUAGCAUCCUAGCACUAAGAUUGAGUCUAUGAGCACAAUAAAUUAACUCAAUAGACUUAGCAGGUACGAUUUUAUUAAUGAUUACUAAGAUGACUUGCUAUAUGGAGGAGAAAGUGGUGCUAAGCAAAAUUUAUUAAACAGAUCUGUAACAAAGCAAACUACUAAUAAUCUAAAUCAGCAAAGAGCUGAUGAACAAUCAAGACCUUUAACUGCAAGAGUUAAGAAUAUAGCAGUAAAAUCUAGUGAUGUUGAUUAUAAACAGCAUGCAAAGCUUAAACUUAAAUUGAUAAGUAACAUUAACACCAAUAGUGGCUCUUCCAAUAAAUAUUUCAAUCAGCAAAAUAUUCAAUAACAUUCUACAAGAUAUAAUUAGAAUGCGGGCCAGCAAUCAUUGCAUACAGAGGAGAAAAAUUUUUCUGAAAGACUAAAAAUUGGUUCGGUAUAAGACUAUGGAUUUGAUCAGGAAAGUUAAAGGAUAUUAAGUUAAAGAGAUCCAGAGCUAGUGAACUCCAUGAUAUAAAGUCGUAAUCUAAUUUUGUAAUCAACUAAGACUGAUCAUUCUACAUUGCUUAAUAAAAAACAGUUGACAAAUGCCAAAUCUUCAAGACCAAUGACUAGUAUAUUAAUGAGAUCACCUGAUAUGAAGAGCUCUUAGAAUGGUGGCUAAAGUCAAAGAGUUACUUUCAGAGAUCAGAUAAAUGAAUAAUAAAAUAAUAAAAAUCCUGAAUCUCGUAGAUAAUCAGUUAUUGAGAUAUCUAGAAAUAAUCGAGGAGUGUCAAAUAAUGGCUUAACUGAAAAUCUUAUAGGGAGAGCCAGUUAAAAUAGCAUUAGGCCAGCUUCAUCAGCAUAUCUGAGAUAUUCGCAGAUUGAAACUUCAGAUUCCGCAGGCAUUGAUGAAAACAUUAAAACGAAAAAUUAAAGCAGGAAAGAAUAGUCCUAAGAAUCUCGAAAAAGUCAUCAUACUCUUGAAGGAAAAAUAAAAAGACAUAAACAUCUUAAGGAUUAUUUGAUUGAGAGUGAAUUCAAAGAAAGGUUAAUCGAAGAUUCUUAGUUUGUCUGGAAGAAGCCAAAUGAAAUUAAACAAAUUUUGCAUCCAACAAUGAGUUUAGAAUUUUUACCAGAUGAAAGAGCUUCAAGAAAUCCUUUUUUAUUAGGUUCUUAAUCUUCAAAUGAUUUAAGGAGAUGUGAUGAAGAGAUCUAUAGGAAAAAAGAAGCUGAAAAUAGAAAACUAUGGAUAUCAAAAUAAAAUUUCAAGGCAUCAUUUGGAAACGCGACAACUAAUUCUGAUAAGAACUUCAUUAAAAACUAUGUCAAUAAAGACCCCUCAUAGCCCCCAGCGCUUUUUAGAUGGAGAGAUGAAAACAAAUAAGAGUGGCUAAAUGGUAACUUUAAGUGUUGA
Stylonychia lemnae is the source of this 2346-nucleotide messenger RNA. The record is from the annotation of a GenBank genome assembly. Lineage: Eukaryota; Ciliophora; Spirotrichea; Sporadotrichida; Oxytrichidae.